CGGAUAUUUCCAUCCGCGCACGGUUUUCUUGUGCUUUGCGAAGCGCGAGCUCACUCUCUCGGCCGACUUUCCACUCUCAAAAAUGGAGAAUAGUACCGUUGUUAACAACGAUCAGCGGCCGACGAUCAUGGUCACCAACGACGACGGUAUCGAUGCGCCAGGACUCCGCGCUCUCGUCCGCGUUCUCGUCUCAACGAAUCGCUACCAAGUUCUUGUUUGCGCCCCUGACUCGGAAAAGUCGGCAGUGAGUCAUUGUAUUACUUGGCGUAAUCCUAUUUCUGCUCAGCGAGUAGAUAUUGAUGGAGCAACAGCUUUUGCAGUUUCUGGCACUCCGGCAGAUUGUACUUCUUUAGGGAUCUCCAAUGCUAUCUUCCCCAUGAUCCCUGACCUGGUAAUCAGUGGCAUAAACAUGGGGAGCAACUGUGGUUAUCACAUCAUUUACUCUGGCACGGUUGCUGGUGCUCGAGAGGCUUUUUUUAAUGGCAUACCUGCUAUCUCUAUGUCAUAUGAUUGGGUUGGAGGCAAGAGCAAUGUGCAGGACUAUAGUAUUGCUGCUGAAGCUUGCUUACCGAUCAUAAGUGCAGUUCUGACAGAGAUUAAGAAUCAGAAUUAUCCUCUAGGGUGCUUUUUGAAUAUGGAUUUUCCAACUGAUAUUGCAAAUCAUAAGGGGUAUAAGCUGACUAAGCAGGGUAAAAGUAUUUUUAAAAUGGGCUGGAGGCAAGUUACGGCUGAUACACAAGGAGGGAAAAUGUUAUCAACGAUGACUAUGGAAACAGAUUCAGCAUCAGCUGCAAAUUCUGAUUUAAGAUCUAUAUCACAGGGACAUCUGCUGUUCAAGAGAGAAGUAAGGGAAGCCCGAGGUGACAAUGAUGAUACAGAUCACCGUUCACUUCGUGAAGGAUAUAUUACCGUUACUCCUCUUGGUGCCCUAUCUCAGGCAGAGGGAGGUUACCAGGCAUACUUCAAAGAUUUACUACCAAGACUGGUUGCCUCCCUGUCUUCAUCUGCCAUAUAAUGUGACAAGAUCCUUGUCAUGCGUAAGAGGCCAUAGCACAUGCCCUGUCUCUCUGUAAGCAGACUGAAAGAUGGUCAAACAAUAAGUAGUGCUGUUACAAUUCUCUGGAUAUUCCCGACCUGAAAUCAUCAUCUACUUGCCUUCUGGAUGCCGCGAAUUACAUGUAAUUUUCAUCAUUUUUCCAUAUGGGACUCUCCGAUGCUUUUACGAUUCUCAUAAUCUCAUGUCCUUAUUAUACUUUGGAAACUCUUAUAUACACUUUGGAGGGGUUCUUAUGUGGUGAACUGGUGAUACUACAGUUACAUUGUGAGAGUAGGGUUUUGAGAUAUUGUUACCUAAUGAUUGAGAUAAAUCUCUGGUUUGGCAGACUUUAAGGGAUUA
This is a messenger RNA of Tripterygium wilfordii, 1396 nucleotides long. RefSeq names its product 5'-nucleotidase SurE-like. Gene Ontology annotation, molecular function: nucleotidase activity. Lineage: Eukaryota; Viridiplantae; Streptophyta; Magnoliopsida; Celastrales; Celastraceae. The coding region runs from base 83 to 1015 and encodes 310 amino acids. The record is from RefSeq and is a predicted model, not a curated record. The transcript has 10 exons. Gene Ontology annotation, cellular component: cytosol.